AUGUCCAUCUCCCCCACUACGGGCAUGAACAUGCUUUCUCUCGAAGGUACACCAACAAUGGCACAGGCCAGAUUUCCGACUCAAUCACCGAGGACGAGCCCCUCCAUGUCCGGAUCCGAACGACAUGACGACACAAAUGAGUGGGAGGAGGACGAGGAGGAAGAUGAUGAUGACAGCGACCGAGGUGUGAUAUCAUCACCGGGUGGUUUCAGAUAUGAUAUCUCACAACUACCGCACAAAACCCAGCAGAUGGUUCGAGGACUAUACCAUCAGGUCUCGACACCGGGACCACCACAGAUAUCUCUAGAGUUGUGCGGCAUAAAAGAGGAAGAUGACGCCGAGGGUGGCUUCUUCUACGCAUUCCAGAUGCAGGAAACGGUACCAUGCUCUAUUCGAAUUGGCUCAAAAAACAGCAAGACGUACUCAACACCUCGCUGCGAGUGCCCCGACGCCAGAUACCGGAACCAAAAACCCUGCAAACACCUUAUCUGGUUGUUUGACAGGAUAUCGAAACAAGCCCUCUUCGACCACGACCUUGAAGCCAGCCUUACUCUCACCGACUAUGGGUAUCCUGAGCAACUUCAAGAUCCUUUCGACCAGAUCUCUCGCAUCCGCCUCGACAUUCUUGCCGACGACCUUCAUUGUGAUAUCUUUGACCCAGACAACGACACCUCAGAUCCAUCGCGCUCACGAAUACAAGAGGCUCGCGAGAUGGUUGCGGCACUAGCUGGUGUGCAACCCCAAGAGCUUGACACCUACAGACCAGAUCUUGGGACUUCACACUACACGUCACCAAUACGUCGUGGCGACCUCGAGGCCACCCUUUUUUCUCUCCUUUUGUCCUCGCAUUCGCUUUCUGAGUGGGUUCGGACAGAGUUGGAGUCAUCGGGUCCAGCCGUUGAGCCUUUCCGGGCCAUGGAACGGCGGGUAUCCCGAAUUCUUUCCGAGCUCGAGACCUACUCCUCCUCUCUCCAAAACACACCCGCCACCUCGGUUCGUUCUCAGAAAGAAAAGACUGUCGAAGGUCCACGCGAUGUCCACUGGGCAGCUACGCAGGUCCAACACUGUGUCCGCAAAAUCGAGCUGCUCGUCUCUCGCGGAUCGGAUCCAUUGUCUGAACCAGCCCGAGCCUCGGCAGCCCGCUCGCUCGUGAGCAUCCUAAAGGCAGUCGUCAGCCGAAACGUCGACUCGCACGGCGGCGACACACCGGACGAUCGAAAUCUUUUUAUGCGUCUGGUUGGAAACCACGACACGGGCUUUGUGUACAGCGCCCUUGAGCUUCUCGUCGACCAGAGCCAGUUCAUUGAGGAGCUGGAGGGUAUCAUGGAGUUGCUCGGCCGUCAUGGGGCUCCGACGACAUAUGUCGCCAACAUGCGGGGCUUGAUAUCCCGGAUGAGGAGCCACAAGGCUGUUGGUCAUGCUGCCAAUGCGUGGGAGAGUUCAAGGCGGAGGAGCCAGACGCCUCCUAUGGACGAGCCUCAGGUUCCACCACCACCACCGCUGUUUGUUCAAACGCCUACGGAGGAGGAAGGGCCAAAGCGUACGACACCAGUUGGGGGCUCAAACAGUCCGCAGUUUCUCACACCCGAGCUCCCUAGCUCUUCCCGGCCUGGUAGAGGGGGUGCCGCUCGUGGGAGAGGGAGCACUCGAGGUGCGACUGCAGGCUCGAAACGGACGGCCUCGUUGGGAAAUGCCCAGGACAGUCCGCGGGGGUCAAAGAAGAAGAGGGUUAGAGGUGCCUAG
This is a messenger RNA of Podospora pseudocomata, 1743 nucleotides long. RefSeq lists its product as uncharacterized. Bases 1 to 1743 code for a protein of 580 amino acids. The record is from RefSeq and is a predicted model, not a curated record. The transcript has a single exon. NCBI's taxonomy places the organism in Eukaryota, Fungi, Ascomycota, Sordariomycetes, Sordariales, Podosporaceae. Gene Ontology annotation, molecular function: zinc ion binding.